AAAAAACAUAAAAUCAAUAAACCCGUCCUCAACCCCAUUACCACCAACAGACGGCGGCGAAAGGCGAGAAUGACGACGGGGAUGCUAAGUCGGAGUCGUAGUACGACACUUGCCGGAACUACGGUGAGAUGGAUGAGCACGGCGGCGUCGGCGGAGGCCGUGGCCGAAACAGGGGCGGUGAAGAAGUCCGGAGGAGGAGGUAAUAUGAGGCUCUACCAGAGGUUAUCGGCAUUGGGCAAGAAGGAAGGAUUGGUGGCGUCGACCAUAAAUAAGUACAUCAGGGAAGGGAAGAAGGUCCACAAAGAAGAGCUGAAUUGUUGCGUGAGGGAACUUCGCCGGUUUGGACGACACCGCCAAGCCCUUGAGAUUAUGGAAUGGAUAGACACAAGGAAAAUGGCUUUGUCUUCCACAGACCUUGCUACUCGUUUGGAUCUGAUAUCGAAAGUACAUGGAGUAGGUGCUGCUGAGAAAUACUUCAAUGACCUUGUACCUCAGCAAAAGAACAAAUAUACUUAUGGAGCUCUGUUGAACUGCUAUUGUGUGGAGAAAAUGAAAGACGAGGCAUUGGCUCUCUUCGACAGGAUGGGCGAAUUGAAAAUUGAAUCCACUUCCUUGGCGUUUAGCAACCUUAUGUCUUUGCACAUGAGAUUGGGAGAGUUUGAGAAGGUGAACACAUUGGUAGAAGAAAUGAAAAAGAGGGAAGUCCCGUUGAGCACGUUUAGUUACAAUAUAUGGAUGACCAGUUCUUCACACUUGGGUGACAUACAGGGAGUGGAAAGAGUUUUUGAGGAGAUUAAGCAGGAGGGUGAAAGCAAGUGUGACUGGACAACAUAUAGUAACUUGGCUGUGGCCUAUGUCAGAGCUGGGCUUAAAGAAAAAGCCGAGCUUGCUUUGAAAAUGCUAGAACAAAGGAUGAAACCUCCAAAACGUGAAGCAUUUCAUUAUUUGCUCAGUAUCUAUGCCAGCAUUUAUAAUUCCGAUGAGGUCCAUCGUAUCUGGAAAUCCUUGAAAUUAAGUUUCAGAGCAACUACAAAUGUGAGCUAUCUUAACAUGGUACGGGCUUUGAGUAAAUUGAAUGACAUCGACGGAUUGAAAAAAUUGUUCGAGGAAUGGGAGUUAACAUGCUCCAGUUAUGACAUGAGGCUAGCUAAUGCUGCUAUUGGUGCAUAUCUUAGAAAUGGCUUGGUUGAUGAAGCUGAAACAAUCCUUCGAAAUGUGCAGGAGAGAUCGAAUGGUCCUUUCGGUAAUGCUUGGGAAUUACUAAUGAUAUUCUAUUUGGAGAACCGUGACCUUCAGAAUGCUUUCCGUUGUCUGGAAGGUGCUACACAUGACCAUAAUGACUCUGGAUGGCAACCGGGUUCUGAUAGCAUAAACAAAUUUCUUAACUGCAUCGAAGAGGGAAAAGAUGUUGAUAGUGCGGAGGUACUCUUCAAACUUUUGAAGAAGGUACAUUGCCUGAAGCGCAAUGUGUACAAAUCAUUACUUAAAACCUACAUUGGUGCUGGAAGAAUGGAGCCUAAUAUGCGUGAAAGAAUUGAAGGGGAUGGAAUCGAAAUUGAUCGUGAACUUGAAAGUCUGUUAAAUGUUUGCUGCAAAUAACUUUUAAGUUCUUGUCAGAGCAACCUUCCUAUACACUGUUAAGUUCAAACGAUACACAAUACCUUAAAGUGCUACUUCCCGAAGUGUUUGUUUAGUGCUAUCUGCAUGGUGCAUCUAGAGCAAAGCGUGCCAUCUUCCCAGCUGCAGUGAUUUCUUCAGGUGCAGGCUUGCAUUGUGAUUUUUAGCAAUGGCUCAUAAAGGUAAUAUUUUUAUCUUUUAUCUAUCGCUAUUGGGGUUGCUUGCAUUUGCUUUAGAUCACAUUAGAAAAUUAGCUGAUGUGAUUAGAAAUUCUUGUUUCAAGAUGAGCUAGUUUUUGCGUAACCAUUUCUAGCUUUCUUAGUCUUUUAAUACAUCACAUUUUUCUUCUUUUGGCGUAUUCUUUUUAGGCAUCUGUCUCUAGCGUUGUUGCUAAUGGGGCCUGAGGAUUGAACUUUUGGUGAAGUUGAGACAAAAUUUGAGAUGUGCAUGGUGCACAAAUGAGAACUUCACUGCGAGAUUAGGAAAGAGAUGACAUAUUAACUCGGAAGGUUUAGAUGAACAUGAGCAGGUUGUUGGUUAGAAGAAUUAUUGCUGAAGGCAUGAGACUUGGCUGUAUUACAAACAGUUAUAUUGCCUGUUCAGUUUUACGCAUUUCUAGUUUUCUGAGCAAUCGAGAGUAGUGUAACUCAAUAUUGGGGUUAGUAUUUACGCUAGUGACUGCCUCAAAUCUUCGCUCCUCGGUGAGUUGGAUCUUUGUCAAAAAUAUUGAUUAAUUGCAGACUUUGAGGCAAUUGUAGGCAGAUUUUUCGUCCCUACUUUUUUUUUUUUUUUUAAUUUAUCUUGUGUCAACAUUUUCUUCAGAUUUUUGUUACUAAAUUGCGGAAUGCCGGACUUCUGAUGCUUUUCUGGGGGUAGUUAACGUUAUAUUUGUGACUGUUCACAAUAUCAAUGAUAUUUUUGAAUGAUGC
Oldenlandia corymbosa var. corymbosa is the source of this 2546-nucleotide messenger RNA. NCBI's taxonomy places the organism in Eukaryota, Viridiplantae, Streptophyta, Magnoliopsida, Gentianales, Rubiaceae. The record is from the annotation of a GenBank genome assembly.